GAUAACUUGAAAUGGUUAAUUUCUGAAACAGCCAUCAGUUUACUUGAGAGUGUAAAGAUUGGACUGUGCCUAAAAUUAGAAUCAGCAGGUUGUCAAAGCGUGAUUCAGGGACCAUGAGACAUCGUUUUCACACAUUGGUCAGACCUGAACCCCACUGAAAAUCUUUGGGAUGUGAUGAAGAAGACUUUAUACAGUGGCCCAACUCUCCAUCAUCAAUGUGAGAUCUUGGUUAAAAAUUGAUGCAACUUUUGAUGGAAAGAACUAGGUACUGUGACAUUUCCUGGGACAGUGCAUAAGCAAUAUGAUGACACACCAAAUGUGUGUUGUGAUAAAGGCUAAAGGCGGUCCAAUGAAAUAUUGUUUUGUGAUUUUAUUUGCAGCUAAGUAGUGAAUAUUACAACCAGUGUUUCCAUGAAUGUUUGUGUUCAAAUCAGAGAAAUAAUUUUUUCCAUCUGUAUACUAUUUUGCAACAGUUAUUCAGCAGGAAGCUAACUUAUUGAUAAAUGACGGUUCCAGUCUGCCUCAUAGUAAUGUGCAAUCAGUGACUAAUGUAAGCCAAGUUCACGUUCAUGGGAACAUGAUGUUAACGUCUAAUUUACCAUAAGAUAAGCUGACUCAUCCAAUGUUAACUUUAUAUUUAACAUUUUGUUAUCCAACACUUUUUGUAUUUGAUUCUCAGAUUAAAUAUGCAACAUUCUUCUUCGUUUGCUGUAACAGUUUUAAUUCAGGUAGAGAAUUAGUGGCGGCUACGUGUGACAAUCAAAGCAUAAAUAAUCUGUCGUAUGUUGUGCCUACGUGGUCAGCAGAAUGAGCAGGAUGGUGAUUGGUGAUCAAUGUUUGACAAUUAGAGGUGAUCAGAUCAUGCCGGCUCAUUAGCACGGUUUGUUUUACUAAGUGCUGUAAAGUAUUUCCGAGUGAGAUCUAGUAAAUCAGAAGCAAACAGUGUUGCUUAACAUCCACACCUCACCUGUUAGAGCACUCAUGCAAAUGCACAUGCAGAAAUGGGCAUGUCCAGGCGGUGGCGAUGGAGUAUAAAGGCACUUGAGGCCCUUCAGUCUGUCUCAAACCAACAACCUUUCAGCUUCACAGCUGCUGCUCCUCCUCUUCAUCGCAGAGUCUCCUCCUCCUCCGAAUCGACAGGUACAACUCUUGUCUGACUUUACUAUUUCUGCUCCACAUCUUCAUUGCCUCUAUAACUGCCUCUGACUCCACAACUGUAAUCGUCUCACCUUCCUCUAUUACUGUUUCCAAAUGUACCUCCAUCUCCUCCUCCUUUACACCCAAACACUCUCUACAUUCCUACUAGUCUUAUUGUUCAUUUUUCCACCUCCUUUAAUAACUCCAUCUCUUCUUUAUUUACCUCUACUUUUGAUUAAUGCACAGUAUUAGCACAGUGUAUUCAAAAUGUCAAAGGUCAGAGUAGCGAUUGUGCAGUAAAAUGAUCUCAGUCAGUUGGUCAGUUUUAUAUGUGAUAUUGUAUGUGAAGUUUGAUCUACAACAAUGUGUCGUGUUCUUUUAGAUCAGCAGUUCUCAGCUGGUCUGGCUUCAGGACCCACUAUCACCCCUUAAUGACAAGACAAGACCCAAACUGAUAAAAGUUAAACUUCUCAAAUUUAUUUACUGAAAAGGCUGAAUGUUUUGAACCUUCGAUAAUACAGAAUAUCACAGUAUACCAAGAAAGAAGACAAGUUCAAUGAUUAAACAAAAUGACCAGCAGUAGGUGAUACUGAAUAUGGAAAUAUUCCCUUUAACGCUAAAUUAGUUACAUUUUAACCAAAAGUUGCAUUCAGUCAUUUAUUCAAGCAUUAAACACACUGAGGUUUCUGUCCUCAGUGUAGGUAAAACCACAUCUGAUGUAGGCGUUAUCAUUCCUCAAUUUCAUCACGAUUUGAACAGAAACCUAUGGGCCUUCUUUUACAAUGUGAAAUAUUUUGUGUUAAUUAAUAUUACAGCGCAUUACUGCUACCUACUGUUGGGGAGUAUGAACAGUGAAGGGCUCUGCUCCAUAAGAAAAUAAAGCAGAGGAUUUGUUUCUUAACAUUAUCUUAUGCCCAGACAAAGGCCCACAACCCACUGAAAACGAGUUUGAGACCUACUUAUGGGAUGCGACCCACCAGUUGAGAUUCGCUGUUUCAGAUCAUAUGUUUGUCAGGUGCUGGUAAAGUACUUGUAAUGUACAUCACUUGAGUGAACAAGGGCCUUUUUGUUUUUGUUAUUAUUAAUCAUAUACAAAUGCAUGUCUGUCUGUCUUGCAGUAUGGCAGCACUGUGGCUCCAAUCGGUCUCUCUGCUUGUUUUACUGAUUGUAUCGUGGCCGGGGUCACAGGCCAUGGCCCCCCCACAACACCUGUGUGGCUCCCACCUGGUCGACGCCCUCUAUUUGGUCUGUGGGGAGACAGGCUUCUUCUAUAACCCCAGCAGAGGAGCAAGAGACACUGACCCGCUCCUGGGUUUCUUCCCUCAAAAGGCGAGUGGAGCUGCAGCCCCCGGUGGUGACGGCGAAGUGCCUGAGUUGGCCUUCAAGGACCAGAUGGACAUGAUUGUAAAGCGAGGGAUCGUGGAACAGUGCUGCCACAAGCCCUGCAACAUCUUCGACCUGCAGAAUUACUGCAACUGAACAGCUCCCAGCAUGGCUUUGUUAAGCAGCAAAGCCUGGCUUCUUGGCUUACUUAGCCUGUAACCCCUGAACCCACCACCCCUACCCAGAAGAACAGGAGC
Sphaeramia orbicularis (orbiculate cardinalfish) is the source of this 2717-nucleotide messenger RNA. RefSeq names its product preproinsulin (gene ins). The record is from RefSeq and is a predicted model, not a curated record. The coding region runs from base 2233 to 2616 and encodes 127 amino acids. Gene Ontology annotation, molecular function: hormone activity. NCBI's taxonomy places the organism in Eukaryota, Metazoa, Chordata, Actinopteri, Kurtiformes, Apogonidae. Gene Ontology annotation, cellular component: extracellular region. The transcript is spliced from 2 exons.